UCUCUCUCUCUCUAAAAAAUAAAAAUGGAUAAAAGAGCAUGCAACUCCCAGGAUGCUGAAGUGAGAAAAGGGCCAUGGACUUUGGAAGAAGACUUGAUUUUGAUUAACUAUAUCAGAAAUCAUGGUGAAGGUGUAUGGAACUCCCUAGCUCGGUCUGCUGGUCUGAAACGUACCGGAAAAAGCUGUAGGCUAAGGUGGCUCAACUACCUCCGACCAGAUGUUAGGAGAGGUAAUAUCACACCAGAAGAACAGCACUUGAUCAUGGAACUGCAUGCUAAGUGGGGAAACAGGUGGUCGAAAAUUGCAAAGCAUCUUCCAGGCAGAACUGACAACGAAAUAAAGAAUUUCUGGCGGACUCGAAUCCAGAAACAUAUAAAGCGAGCGGAAACAUUUAGUAGUACUGGACAAAUUACUGAGCAUAAUGAUCAAGCAAGCACAAGUCAGACGGCCAGUUUCGCCGAUGCUGCUGAAUUCUAUUCUCCGACGUAUCCAGAAAUUUUCGAGAGUUUCGCGGGAGGCUCUUUUCCAAUUGAACCAAGUGACAACAUUUGGAGCAUGGAGGAUAUCUGGUCUCUGCAGUAAUUUAAUGGCUACUCAAUAUAAUAAUAAUUUAUAUUUCAUCCAAAUUCUAAUUUGGAUGUGUAUUAGAUUUGUCUAUAAUUAAA
Messenger RNA from Cornus florida, 665 nucleotides. Its product is annotated as MYB-like transcription factor EOBII. Gene Ontology annotation, biological process: regulation of DNA-templated transcription. The coding region runs from base 25 to 582 and encodes 185 amino acids. NCBI's taxonomy places the organism in Eukaryota, Viridiplantae, Streptophyta, Magnoliopsida, Cornales, Cornaceae. Gene Ontology annotation, molecular function: DNA-binding transcription factor activity; sequence-specific DNA binding. The record is from RefSeq and is a predicted model, not a curated record. The transcript has 3 exons. Gene Ontology annotation, cellular component: nucleus.